Molecule: messenger RNA, 1035 nt
Organism: Capronia coronata CBS 617.96
Lineage: Eukaryota; Fungi; Ascomycota; Eurotiomycetes; Chaetothyriales; Herpotrichiellaceae
Exons: 1
Coding region: 25-1035 (336 amino acids)
Source: RefSeq, a predicted model, not a curated record
UGGCUUCCCGACGAGAUCCUAAUUAUGAUCGUGUCGAACCUUCUCGCACCAGAGGUCGUUCUCUCCAACAGUUCCAAACGGCUCGGAUUCCUACGUCAGCAGUGCUCUGUCUUCCAACUGAGACUCGUGUCCCAUCGAUUUCAAGCCUUGGUUGAUGGUCUCCUGGAGAAGAACUUCCCGGAAGCCAUUUGGUUGGUGGGAGCAUACCAGUCACAAACCGCGAGAGGCUGGAGGGAGGAUGCUCAGAACACAUUGUACAGCCUACGCAUGAUACUGUCUCCGCUUCUCCGAAGCCGAAAACCAUUCAGCAUGAAAGUCCACCUUCUCCCAGAGCUGACGAGCAUGCGAGCUGAGGUUAACUGGGACGUCUCCUACCAACCACCAAACCCUGAAAAUGUGACGCAGCGGCCGAUGAAAGACGAUUACACUGCCGCAAUGGCCAUGGCUGCACAUCAGGCAUCAGCAAUUGUACUUUCACAAAUGUUGAGGAAGGUGUUCGAUGAGUAUGAUGACGCUACUCAAAGAUGCGAUGUUCAUGUGAUAUUCUAUGAAAUCGACGGAAGCUCGUUGGAUGCGUCGGCUUUUAUGGCGGGACGUGCUCAACCCCAACCUGCCGUCUUGCCUUUCUGGGAGCUUGAUUCUGUGGAAACCAUUCUUCGCCAUUGGCGAUGGAUCGGCCAACAUCAUCCGUUCCGCAGCUUCGGCCACUAUGUUACUCUUCCGGUAAUCGCAAUGACGACGGAAACUGCCAUGUCUGCAGAGUAUGCAUCCGAACUCUGCUCCAGGAGACUGAGCGGUGUAUGGGGGUCUGGCUACCCUUGGAUCCAAGAGUAUAGUCCCACCAUCACCAGGCGCUGGGUUCCGAGGAUGAUCUCUGGUCCCAGCAUGCAUAUGUUUUCGUUGUGGCUUACUACACUUUGCCCGAGGUGGAUAAGCGUUCGGUGCUUCGCCGUUCGAGCCGCGAGCAUGAAUGGAGUUCGUCAGUCUCGUGCGCUUCUACUCGAACGACCGAGUUCACUUGUCAAUGUUGCCUGA